Monomorium pharaonis (pharaoh ant) is the source of this 5711-nucleotide messenger RNA. Its product is annotated as adenosine receptor A2b. Gene Ontology annotation, cellular component: membrane. The transcript is spliced from 5 exons. Gene Ontology annotation, molecular function: G protein-coupled receptor activity. Gene Ontology annotation, biological process: G protein-coupled adenosine receptor signaling pathway; adenylate cyclase-activating G protein-coupled receptor signaling pathway. NCBI's taxonomy places the organism in Eukaryota, Metazoa, Arthropoda, Insecta, Hymenoptera, Formicidae. The coding region runs from base 2062 to 3699 and encodes 545 amino acids. The record is from RefSeq and is a predicted model, not a curated record.
GAAACUAAAGAUAUCAAAAUAACAAUGCUCUUUUUUUUCUAUGAAUGUUCCUUGUUUUUACAACUGCCGCGCUUCCGCACAAGCCGCAAUCGUACGCGCAAGAAUAAUAGCCCGCGCCAGAUUAUGGAGUGUUUUGCAAGCUACAUUGUGCCGAUUGCGCUCCAUUAGGAGAAGUGCAACUAUCGGAGCGCGCGGCAGUUUUUCUGUACACAACGUUCGAAGAUAUAGCUGUGUAAAUGAACGGAUGUCUGAUUGCGCCCCACUCUUUUUCCCGUAUGCGUUAAAGCCGCGCACGUUUUAGCGCGGACCGGAUACGGCCGCCUGGAAUUUUACAUUACAUCGACUACCCAAACCGUAAUAACCGUCUUCGCGUUAAGGCGACAAAACGCACGAUUAGACCAUUAUUAAUUGAGUCGCCGGGUGUGUGUGCGUGCGGUGAUGCUCGCAGGAUCGCUCGUGCGUAGCGUACGAACGGCGACUUGGAGGACCGCCGCCGGCGCGACGACGCGCGCUCCUUGACGCUCUCGGAUGCAGUUUAGGAGCGAAAACAAUUACCGCGCGCGACGGCUCUUACGAGAAGGUGGUGAAGCACGAGGAGGGAAGAAGCGCGCGAGGAAGCGAGGAGGAGGAGAGCGCGUGACACGAAUACGUCCGUCAUCGCGCGCGACGGACCCGCGCGAGCGAUAAGCUGGAUAUUGACGGCCGUGCUUCGAAGGCGGCGAAGCGUGAUGCCAUCGCGCUUCUGCUGCAUCGCGAGGCGCAUUCGUCGCAUCCGUCGGCGGAUUCAACGUCGAUAAUCGGGCCGCUGAUCGCGAGGCGGAAGGAAGAGGAGCGCGCGAAGAGAAGCGCACGCGGAACGACCGGCCGGAGGAUACCACCUCCAUCUCCUUCUCCUCCUCCCCGUUGUGUGCCCCGCUGUCACGAGGAGCACGAGGCACGAGCACCUCAGUCACACGCGACGGGGUUGAGAAGGCGGACGCGUUCGCUCCACGUGCACCGGCUCCCCGGCGGCGUCCCGACGUACGAAGCGCCGCGGAGGAAAAAACUCCCUCCUGCCCGCCCACUUUUUCCGUUUCACGCCCACGUCACCGGGCUAAUUAAUCAGAGAAAUAAAUAUUUGUCCGUGACGGACGCACCGCGCGACCAACGAUCGAUCGAUCUGCCGUCUCGCCCCGCGAUCGCGCUUUUCUUUUUUUUUUUUCGUCGAGGUAGCCCCGGAAUCUUCGCGCCCUUUCUCGACGACACGCGGAAUCGCCGAUUAUUAUUUCGAUAUCAAUUCUUUCGGAAUUCUUUCGAUAUCAAGUCAUCCGAUCUAGUGUCUUUUUUUUCCCUUCGCUUCGUUCACCGAAUAACGACGAGUCGAUGAAGUUAACGACGAAGUCGACUUUGCGUGACGCGCAGCUUCCAUUAGAUGAUAUCGCGCGGAAAUCAUUUUACGCGUAAUUCGGACUCCGUAUGAGCGACGUGGACGGGAAACGCGACUCUAAUGUAUCACGCGACGUGAGUGAGCGACCGGUCCCGAUCGAUCGUUUCUUCCUUCGUUCGUCCUUUCGAUACGGAAGCCGAAAGAACGAGAUCCUUUGAGCGUAAAAUCGAAAAAGUUGAUUUGAAAAUAGUGGUUGUUGAAAAAAAAAAAGAUUGAGAAGGAUCGAGUAAGGAGAAAAGACAAAGUGUGCGAACGUGGAUGAAGACGUAAUCCAUUUCUCUCUCGACGCGGACGUACGAGCGCGCACGUGGCGCGCACUCUCCCCAUGUCCGGGAGCCUGCAGGCCGUGCGCCAAAUAUCGUCCGCGGGAUAUUAAUAAUCGCUGGAGGAUCCAACAAGAGAGCACUAUCGGACUUUCUUGAAGAAGCGAUGACCACCGUGCCGCCGCUUGCCGGAAGGUAUCGCGAUUUUACGAUCGUCCCGCCCGACCCCGCGCCCCGGCGCAGCGCCAUGCGCCCCCGAGAUCGCGUUAGGAGAACGACGAGGAUCGCGCGUCUCCGACGGCGCGAAUAGAGAGACCGGGGCAAGAGCCCCGGGUUGAUGCCGCCGCUCCUCCCUCGUCGACGGUCGCCACGAUGGGAUUUCCGUCGUCGAACGUGACCGAUCCGCCGGGGUACGACUACCUGAAUCACACCGGGCCGACGAACGCGUCGUCCUUCGUGGACGCGGAGCUGAACCUGCCGUACACCGUCUGCGAGAUCCUGGUAGCGAUCUGCGCGGUCUUCGGCAACGGCCUGGUGAUCAUCGUCUUCGGCAAGGAGCGGAAGCUACGCCGGCGCACCAACUACUACAUCGUCUCGCUGGCCACCGCCGACCUCCUGGUCGGGCUGUUCGCGAUCCCGUUCGCGAUCCUCGCGAGCAUCGGCCUGCCGACGAAUCUCCACGCCUGCCUCUUCACCGUCUCGGUCCUCGUGGUCCUCUGCACCAUCAGUAUCUUCUGCCUGGUGGCGGUGUCCGUCGAUCGUUACUGGGCAAUCCUGUAUCCCAUGGGAUACUCGCGCACCGUACGCACCAAAACUGCCAUAGGUAUAAUAUGCGUGUGCUGGGUCGCGGGCACUCUGGUGGGCUUCCUGCCGCUCCUGGGAUGGAACACCGGCGAGAUGCACGAUCACAGGUGCAUCUUCACGAACGUAAUGGACUACAACUACCUCGUGUUCCUGUACUUCGCCACGAUCAUCUUCCCCGCCCUGCUGAUCGCGGCCUUCUACGCCCACAUAUACCGCGUAAUCGUAAGACAGUUGCAGCAAAUCGUCACGGUGGACUCCAGCGACUCAGGGGGUGGCGGUACCGUUCGCCGUCUCGGUGUCCUGCGCCUCGGCGGUCGUUUGGGCCGAGGUAAUCAUCACCAUCAGUCGACGGGGACGAUGCUGCGUUGCCUUGGCGCGGCGCGCAAACGGGAAGUCAAGGCCACGCAGAAUCUCUCCCGCAUCGUCGUCUUCUUCAUCGUCUGCUGGUUUCCGCUGUACACGAUAAACUGCGUGAUGGCGUUCUGCCCGCAUUGCGAGGUGGACGACUUCUUCAUGAAGUUCUGCAUCAUCCUCUCGCACAUUAACUCGGUCGGCAACCCGCUCCUCUACGCCUACCACCUCAAGGACUUUCGUAUCGCCCUCAAGAACUUCGUCUGGCGGCUGCUCUUCCCGCACAGCGACGUCAAGUCCAGCGUGAUCAGCGUGAUCCAGGAUCGGGGUUCCCUCGUCGGCUCGCAGAGGCUUCACAGGCGAUUCAGCGGCUUCGAUCAGCCGAGGAGUCAGAGACCAAGUCUGCUACGCCAGGUGAUCGAUGUGAACAGAAGGAUGGACGGCGCGUACCCGGAAAGGCGCGUCUCGUCGAUCCGGGAGAAGGAAACGCGUCAGAACGCGACGGACGUCGGCACCGCGGACGGAAGUGCGGUUCUAAUCGGCAACUCCUCCGCGCCGACGACGACGGCGAGCAAACGGACGCGCGAGGAGAAGGAGGUGCUGGCCAGCGACGGCGACGUCGUCGACCGCAACGACGACGACGACGCGAAUUCCGAAGACCGUGGAAUUUCCUCGAUGGAAUUGCAAACGUACAAGUCGCUGGCGCCGCUGCUGCCCGCGGAGGAGAACCGCGUCGAGGAAACGCCGCCCGCGUCUAUCUUCGUGAUCGAGGCCGACGUGGUGAAUCACGCCUCGCCCGAUCGUCUCCUGGUCCUGGAGGAAUCUCGGGAUAGGAUCGACGUGGCGGGCGGCUGACAGGAGUAACCACGAUGUAGUAGAGAGCCGAAGCAUUUCUUCAAUUGACGAAAAUUUGGAUUUCUUAAAAAAAAAUCUCUCGGAGUGCCGAUUUUGUUAUUUUAUAUUUGCUCGUCGAGCGUGCCAUAAAAACUGACAUCACGCGUGUUCUAUAAAUGCAAGUCAGAUGAACAAAAAUGGAGCAACAGUGAUAUUCCAUUUGAAGCUGCGAACGAAAAGGCAAAGCGACAAACGUGAUACGUCUGACUCUUCUUUUUUUUUUAUCAUGUACUGUAAACAAAAGCUAGAUUAAAGUAGGAUAAUGUACAGAUAAUUAAGAAACUCACACGUGAAGAAAAAAAGAAUGUGUACUCGAACGCUUGGCGAGGAUAAUGCCUCAUCGUGCGCGGGAUUGCCGAGUGAUAAGUAUGUAUCGAGAAGGGAUAAUAUACUUAAUGUUGUACGGUAGAACAGCGUACGUUGCGAUUGUGUGUUGUUCUCGUAGAAACAUUUGCACGAUGCUUGUGCAAUACUCUGCAUAUCAUAUAUUUGGCAUAAACUAGACACUAGACUGACUAGACGAUCGUCGUGCGCCAUUUUUUUUCCAUAUUCUUCCUCUCAUACUCUUUAUACGCGAUACUUACUAGAUAUGUAUGCACGUUUCGCGUAUGUACGUUGAUAAUCCUGUAAAGUGAUAUUUUAAUCGAUAAAAUUGUUGCGAUACAAAUAAUUAUCAGUCCAUUAUCGAGAGUUAAUAAAGUUAGCAGAGUUUCGGGAAACUCUGCUCUUUAGUGAUGAUAAUUGAUAAAUAACGAAAUUUCACUCACCGAUCAAUCUCCAUCAAACUAUGAUUUAACAGAACAUCGACCCUAAUACGAGUUUUAAGAGAAAAUAAAACAUACAAUUAAUAAAUUAAUUUUCUAAUGGACUGCAAAAUUUUCAAGGAAUUUUUAAUUGUAUAUUUGGUAUUAUAUAUUAAAGAGAGCUUUUCUUUGUCGCGCUGAUUUUUUAAGUUUUCAAGAAUUUUCUUUUUAGAAAAGUAUUUUUUUAAAUUAAUUUUUAUCCUUUAUUUAUUAAGAAUUAAUUUUCUAUUUUUUUAAUUAUUUAUAAUAAAAAAUGUAAAUCAUAUUUUAUACAACUAUAUAUUUAUAUUUUAUAUAUAAUUAGUAAUAGAAAUUCAUUUGACAUGUUCAUAAUUUAUUGGCAUUAAAUAAAUAAAUAUUAUUAAUUAAUUAUUAUUCAUAUUUUUUAUGAAAAUAAAAAAGUAAGAGUUUAAUCUUCAAGCAAUAAAUAAAAAACAAAAAAGUAAUUUGAAAAACACCCUAAAAAAAUUCCUUAAAAUUUUUUUUUUAAUCAACACGACAAAGUAUAAAAUCUCUUCACGUGUCUUUUUUUUAAUACAGACAGUACAAGUUUAUCAUUAAUAAAAACCGUAAGAUAUUGUUAAAUUAACAAAUUAUAUGUAUACACAUUGUAUACAAAUGUUGAUGUUAUAAGCUCGAUUAUUUUAAUACUCACUUCUCUCUCUCUCUCUCUCUCUCUCUCUCUCUCUCUCUCUCUCUCUCUCUCUCUCUCUCUCUCUCUCUCUCGCUCGCUCGCUCGCUCGCUCGCUCUCUCUCUUUCUCUCAUUUCUUUCUUUUACCUUCUGUACCUAUUUAUUUUUAGAGACGCAAGUAUAUAGUAUAUUAAAUGUACGAGUAAACUAUAUUAAAUUAUUUAUUAUACCAUUUUUGAUCGAGAAUUCUAGAUUCUAUCAAAUCUUGAAUAUUUUGAUCAAGAAUUCUACUUUUUAAAUUUUAGAAAUCUCAUCGUGACGACUAUUCUAUAAAAAAAAAAUAAAAUUGACUGAAAGGGAUAUAUGUGUAAUAACGCAAGCAAAUUUUUAACGUUCGAUAAGCAUCCUGUGUAUCGCGGUACUGAACGAACGAAAUCGAUGUCAUUAAAGCUUCGCGCGUAUAAUCCAUACAUGCAUUCGAUUCUUCAUUGUUUCAUUUAUACCCUUUCAAACUUUCCGAUCAAUUUGAUGCAUAUGA